Amoebophrya sp. A120 is the source of this 8914-nucleotide messenger RNA. Lineage: Eukaryota; Dinophyceae; Syndiniales; Amoebophryaceae. The record is from the annotation of a GenBank genome assembly.
GCUUGUGUCAAUUUUCUUAUGAAAGAAGUGCCGCACCUUCGUGACGAACCUAGCCGCAUCCAUGAAUACUGAGGCCGAAUUCCUUGCGCAACGACAAAGAUCAACAGUUGUUUGUACGCGACGCGGACUAGUGUUUGCGUUUGGCGGAAGGUAGAAGCAAAGUCACAAGGCACUUCCAGUUUCUUUUUCUGCUAGAGCAGGUAAAGGGCAAUUAAAGGGCACAACAAGGUCGACAACGACAUCCGUUCCAUGUCGUCCGAUGUGUGGGCAGCUCGCAUUGCGUCUCUGCAGCAGGCCGUCGCCGAGGAGAAGGAGCGUGGAGAGCAAUUGGCCCUGCGUCACCAAGAAUUGGACGCCGAUCAACAUGUUCCCGAUGACAGUCAUCAAUCAUUUACAUUUUUGCCAAGAUCUCCAUCUGCCUACGAGGACCUUACGUUGGAGCAGCAGCAAGAGAGCGAGGUUCUCGGUCCUGGGGCCGCUCCUGAUGAACCUGAAUACAAUGGGCAGGUGGCACAAGAACACGAAAUCGAGAACACCUACGAAGACAGCGUGACUGUCACACUCGGGACCUCGACCACGACGCCGGGCAUCGCUGCCGCGGUCGAUGCCCGUGCGGCGAACAAGACCUCUACGCACAACACGGGUGCCGCCGCCUCUCAGGAGCCGGCAACUGCUGCUAGCGGCGCCGUCUCCGCCGGCACGAGCACGCCACGCCAAGGUGCGUUUGUACCUGGAAGCAGAAUAACUCCGGGGUCCUCGAAAAGCAGCUAUGCAACGACAAUCACGAACAAUAGCACUGGCGCGACCACCAAUCGCAAUAGCCUUGGGAAAGGUAAGCGACCAGAUGGAAAUGUUGCGCGCAGGACCACCACAGCGCCCGGUGCAUCGACUCCAGAAGCUCGGGGAUCGACGGGCAUCCUGACGCCGGAGGCGACUUUGCGAAGCCCCCAGAAAAUAAACACCGCCUCGGCCAGAACUUCGAGUCCACACAAGCUUCUUGACAAGAUUCCCAGCAUAAAGGAAUGGCGUCCGCUAAAAACCGAGGAGACGUUGAUCGAAGGUCCCCCCGCUGCGCCGAAAGAUCUGGAAGUGAAAAUCGCCAACAAAUACACCGCCAGCCGUACGAGCAAGCUUCGAAGCACUAGAAUUCCCCCUGGUGGGAGAACAGGCGAAGAUGGUGGUGCGCUUGUGGACCAGCAGUCGAAUCAGCAGACUACCUCCGAGCGAGAAAUAGAAGUGACCGAACAGGACAAUGACAGCAGUUGUUCGAGCUCCGUAGCAGCGUUCUCGACCAGUUUCAGCCUGAAGUCGAAGCAGUCCGACAUGUCCGCGUCGACGUUCGCGAAGCGCAAGCAGUACUCCAGCCGGCAAAAAUCGUUUUCGCAGUUGAAGCGGCUACAGGAAGAGCAGAACGUGUUUCGCGACACCGCCGAUAACGGCCAGUCGUUACUCGUGAACUUGCGGUCUGACUUGAACCACAUCGGCACAACGGUAACCAGGUCCAUUACUGGCGUCCCUCUGAAAAAGCACCAGGAAAAUAUCAAGAAGUACAACGACUUCGUGCUGAAGCAGGCCAACUUGGAGGACGACCGGAGACACCACAUUGGCCGAAAGCCGUCCAACCACGAGCUGCCAAAGUUUUCCAAAUUUCAAAAAAACGACCAGGACUACUCACUGGCGAGCAUGCUGUCUGGUACGUCUGGACUUGGAGCCAGAAGUGAAGCUGGGUUCGAUGACGGUACUAGAGAUAUAGACGGCAGCUCAGCCGUGCAGGCAUGGCCAUCCGGAGAUACUGAAAUGAUGGCGCCCGAUUGGGAAUUGGACGAGCGACCGUUUCUAAAAACAUUGAAUUCCCGGUCCAUAAGCGAACAAGCGAGGAGCUACUGCGACGUCCGCGUUCUUAUUGACCGCGACGACGCUGCUAUACCGGUUUCUAAGUUCGGCGUGGAAACGCACUCAGGCAACAAGAUGGUGUCGCUGGGCGGUGCGAGAAGACGAACUUUCGGCCCCUUUGCUGAUGUAAAAGUGCGCAUGGUCGCCGGGUCCGGACGGGGCGGCACUAGCGCAGGAGGCACCGUAGGGUCCUCGACGCGGAGUACUAAAGCAGCGAGCACUUCAGAUGAGGCUGAUCACACAAACACUGCGUCUUCUUCAGCAGCUGUGGGUCGACUCCUCGUGGGUGACUCUGCCGCGACCUCCUCCUCUGCUUUCUUUCCAUCAGCCGGUACAACGGCACCGAGCACGCAGGACGAAAGGGGUCUGCAGACCGCGCGUCUGCUCCAGGGGGUGGCGGACAUCGACCAGAUCAGAUCACUUUUAUCCCAAGGCAUCAACACUGCGGUGGUCUUUUACGGCGACUUCAAGAAGCGCUUCGCGGAAAUGGUGGCCAGAAGCUGCUCUUUGGCGAACACGGUUGCCGACGGGGGCGACGCCGGCAUUGCAAACAAGCAGGAUCGAGGAUCAUCCCGUGGAGGCUCUAGUCGGGUCGUGUCCGAAGUAGGAGGUUCCGCUCCGAGCGAAGUCAAGCAUGCGCCCCACGUGGCCCUGCAGGCUUUUGAGGUACUGGAAGAGGACGUGAUUCGCGAUCUGCUGAACGUGAAGGACUUUUCCGAGGAUUACCAGCCCUUCCAACUUGUGGAACACCCUGACCUGCCCAUUCACGUGCGGAAUGUCAGCAAAAUUCAAGCCCGAAACCCCAACGACUUCUCAAAUCUGCUCGACUUCGCAGUCUUCAAGCAGGGACUGUAUGGGAGGUAACUUUUUUAAAUGCCUUGCUUCUCGUGCGACUGCGACUUUUUGAAAAAGUGAAGGCCUGUCGACGGAAGAUUUUUCGGCGGUCGUGCUGUGGAUAGUUCAUGAUGAGCUACGUCUGCGCUACGUCAACAUCAUUGCUACGUAAAGAAAUAUGGCUCCAAUCUGCUCGUCAAUACUAAUACCUCCAAAACACGUACAACACCAUCAGUCAUCUUUCCGGUGCUCACGAAGUGGAAGAGGCUGCACCAUUCUACAAGCGCCCGGUCGCCCGCGUGUACCUGAUCGAUCAUUGGAACCUCCCCGGGAAUCUAGCUGCGCAACUUGCGGUGGUGGAGCUCGCCCCGCUCACGAACCCCGCUAGCGACGCCGUGCAGGCCGAGUUACAGCACUCCGUGCAGCAGCAGUUCGUCGACCUCCUGUCCGCAGCCCCGCCCAAAUCCGAAUCGGAGCAGCACCGCGAAAGCCUCGCUUCGCCGCUGAAAGCGGGACCGGGGGUGCAGCGCCGUGUCUUGGGCAGUGGGGCGUCCUCAGCCGAUCAUCACAUACGGGAUUCGAACCGGUCGAAGCUCUCUGUUUUGCUAGACCAGUUUUUCGGCGAUGCCCGUCGGAGAUUCGCGAGCUUCACGGUAGCGGGCACGGUGCUCGGGUGCCGUCGAAGUCGUGUUGCAGCAGGAGGAAGUGGCGCAGGCGCCAAUGUGUCAUCCGCUGCCUCGUCUGGAGUGGAGGAAACUGGUCCCGGAACAAAGUUGUUCGACACCAUGCAGUUCGCGCAGUUGGCUCUCCACCUGAACGAUCGGUACCAAAAUAUCGACGCCACGCUGCAAAAGGUGGCGCCGAACCUGUCGAGCAAGCGCGGUGCGAUCGCCAAGCAAUUGGCGGAGGAGGUUCAGAGAUCGCAAAUGGCAUUGCAUCAUGCCUACAAUCAAAAGACUGGCCCGCACACGCGAGUAGGGCCCGCAGGACCGACCAUCUCGACGCUUGCGAGCAAACCCGGUACAACCAGCAGAGCGAGUGCGAGUAAAAACAGCGAGGGUCCGACAUCAGCCGCCACUGCGGCGGCUCAUUCCUCACACCUCGCGCUUUUGCAAUCGCUGCAAGAGUCGUCCAUGCACGAAUUUUCGGAGGAAGCUCUGGGUUUGCUCUACCAGCUGAAUCAAAGGCAUCAGUUCUGCAAGAGCAAGAGAAAAGACAGUCACGUAACACACGGCAGUCGUUCUUCUUUACUUUCAGGAAACGUCGUCCGCUUGGCCAAAAACAACGACACGAGUGUGGAAACUAUCCUUGACUGUCCGAGCACUGUCGAAGCCCCGCCGCCGUGCUUGGCCAGUUUGCCACUUUUCGAUCGCAGCUUGGCGGGUGCGGUUAGGUACGAGCUGCAACCAGGUUCUGAGUUGCACCUGAUUCUCACACGGAAACUACCGAAGCAGGGCCUUGCAGCUGGCGCAGCACCCUCGAACAACACGAACAGGCACUCGUUAGCAAAUAACUCGCACUACGCCGACGACCUCCGCGAAGCUUCGGCUUCCGAGUUCAUCACUUUGCCAGACGUGUUGGAUUUCGGGUGCGAAAGUAUGGCGAAGGUUGCGGCGUACUUUGACGACACAAGUGCAAGCUCUGUUCUCCAGGGCCGGUACGCACCUAUCCGGAUGAAACUGAGACGGAUUCUGGAUGAGCGAUACCGUGAACGGUUGGAAAGCUGGGCGCAACAGUUCGAGGCCAUAACAGGCGCAGCUCCGGUCCAACCACAGAAAUCGGCUGCAAAUCCUCGUACUGGAGCAGCGCCAAAUAACGCGAGAGCAGCACUGGCUGCGGACAUCAAUUCUGGCUCCGCCAACAAUCGCUCGCCUUGUGAGGUUCAUGUGCGCGUGACGCACCAUGUGAACACAGAAGAGGGAUGUGCGACAGGCUUUUCUUCCAUCACGCUGGAGAACGUUGGUAAUUCUUUCGAAAUUUUCGUCAACGGCCGCAUGCAGUUGGGCAAGAUCUGCCUCCGGAACCACGACACGGUGCAGCUGGGCCCGUACCUAUUCGAGCUGCAGUCUGCCAGGGUUUUCGAACCAGCACGCGCACUUGCGGUGUGGAACGACGCAGCGAACCUUUCGGUGAUGCAAGCUGUUUACGCACUGCAGCGGGAACAGGAACAGCAGCAGGAACUCGAGCUGCAGACAUUGCAAAACGGCAACAUAACGGGCGGGCGAGCCGACCUCAGCAGCAUGUUCCCGACUGGUGGCACAGAGAACCAGAACGCGCCGGCUGUUAUGCUGAAGAAUCCCUCCGUCCCGUUGUCCGCCUGGCCUGCAGUUUGGCAGGGCGUUGAGGAGAAGAUUUUGUUUCUCCUGCACGGCCAGGACGACCGGGUUCAAGACCCGACAGCCGUCGUCUUCCACGCGCGAGAAAAAAAGUUUUACUCACCCAAAGACGUGUUUCUCGGGCGCAGAGAGAUGCUGGCGAAGCUGGACGAGGUGGAGCAACUCGCGAAAAAACUCGAGAAACGCAGCCAGGUUUUCGAGGGGCGCAGCGAUGGGGGGUUGUGGGUUCAGUCUCCAACAAGUAGCGGCCCGGUUCCGGGUUCUGGACCUGCAACCGGCACUGAACAAAUGAUGGAUCUCGCGGAAAACCGACUGAGAAAGCAGGAACUCGAAGAGUUGGCGAAGCAGGGGCGGGAGACGUUGGAAAGGCUGCAGCAGCGGGAAAACGCUGUCAAGGAGCUGGAGGCAAAGUGGAAAGGCAAACUGAAGCAGCUCUUCGAGGAGAGGGAACUACAGAACCAGGCGAAUAGAACGAAGAAAACAGCUGAACAUCAAGCUGCCCACGAUGUUGAUAGCCGCGCUUCACCCAUCGAAGGAGGUGGUGGAGCUUCAACAUCUGAGAAGGAAAAGGCAGCAAUGAAGAGAAAGUCCGCCGCUUUGCUGAAAAGGGAGGAAGAGCUGGCGCAGAAAGAAGCGGAGCUGGCAGAGCGGUGGGAGGAGGUGCUGAACCUCCAACAGGAGCUCAGUGUGAAACUCGACGAGGCAGAGAAGGAACUCAGUCUCAGUGUAGCCGUAGCGUUGCCCAGCAGCAGAGAUAAAGAAGAUCCUGAACGUGAACACGGUUACUCGCACUCCAAUCUGCAGGCGUCCCUCGUGGGCGGCAGAAGAAACCAGCUCACUCAAGACGAGGACCGGCUCCGAAAGUGGGAGCAGAAUCUGGAGCGCGAGCAGCAAAUUCUUGAGUUGGAAAAACGGGAACUCUCCGAGAGAGAUCGGAUUCAGGAACAACACAAAUUACGACGAGGCGGGUCAGCACCGGAAGGAGCAGACCCCAACUCAUCGUCUUUUUCAGUUACAAGUCAACUACAGAAGCCGGCAUCGAGGACCACCGGUGGACCACAACAAGCUCUGCAAAACACCGCUUCGUCAGUCCCGUCCAAGACCGUCAUUACCGCGGAAGCGCUCGCCGCAUCUGCCGAUCAGUUAUCGAAGGCCAACACUUUCAGUCUGCAGCAGCGGCAGAAACAAUCGUCGCUUUCCUCCGCGGCGGCCGGCGGAGUUCUUAGUAACAAGAUCACCGCGAUCUUGACGAAUGCAGCCACGGCGCGCGAGGCUUCCGCCUCGAGAACGCCCAGAGUCUUCAACAACAACCCGUUUGCAGCAGCUACGGCUGGUACGAUCGGCGCCGGUUUUGCGGGUUCGGGCAGUAGUAUGGCAGAAGGUGGAAAGAUGCCGAGCGCCGCAAGUAUGAUGAAGGUUUCGACUACAUCGACAAAAACGAAGGAGCCCCCGUCUGAACAGAACAAGAUGAAACACACAGGCCAAGAACAAGUCAAGGAAAUGUAUGAGAGUGCGCAGCUGCUCCCCCUUCCGCUUGUUCCCCGCCUCAUUUGUCAUUGGCAUUGCAAAGUUGUCGCAACCUCACGUACUGAAACUGACUUUUGCCACUGUUUGCGUGAUAAAUUCUGAAAGCGAUUCAAAGCAGGAAUAGCCUCCGAUGAAUCGGGCGUUGGUUUAUCUAUCAUGAUGCAGAGUCCACUCUCUUGCAGCCCUCGUCUCUGUUGCUGUGCAUGCCCUGAACAAAAUGGAUUACAACCGGAAGGAAGAUUUGCACUAGCAUAAAGUCGCCCCUGCAGUCAUAGAUGAACAAGCAACCGACAACUCGCACUCGUCCGCGACGACAGCGCUCGCCCAGUUAUCAUUCCAAUUUUCUCCAGGACAAACCUCCAGUCGACCCACGGCUGCAGCACUGCGCCGCUCUGCAAGUCCACAAGUCAUGACGGGCGAAGUAGCCGCGACCGCGGCUGCACCGAUCUCGCCGGCUGCAAAUAACGAGAAGAGGCGCAGUGCUCGUGCUGUGGGACGCUCUUCCCCGAGCGGGCCGUACGAACAACCGGCUCCACCGCGCGACGCGCCCCCAGACGAGCCUGCCACUAGUUCUGCCUUGCAGGAGAGAGGACAGCGGGAUUUGUUACCAACUUUUUCGCCUCUGCAGAGUUUUGCGGUAUCGACAAGACCCGCCUCUGCGCGCCCCUCGACGUCAUUUCAGCUCUUGUUAGGAGCAACGCCACUGCAGUCGAAGGUUUCGUCAACUGCCGGCGGUGGGCCAGGUGGUAGCUCGCAGUCGCAGCUCAGUCUACCGAUGUCCGCACGCGUCAUGCCAGUCCCCCCGGUGACGUUGCCGAACAACGGUUCCCUGCACUCGCAUUUUCAGCAGCAAGCGAUUGCAGCCCGCAACGUGAAAAACCUGCUGCCUCCCAGCGGUGUGCUAGACCCUACCGCACUGGCGCUGAACAAACCACCCACGCCGCUCAUCUCUCCGAAGCCCAAAGCUGCGCUGGACCUCGGGGGGAAAACCCUAGGCGGGCUGAAGAUGAUCACCUUGACUCCCUCGAAAACGUCCCUGCCGCACUCGGCGGAAGCAGAUCCACCUAGUCGUGGCACCGUGGCGGCAAACGUGGAAGUGCAACGCCAACAGCCCCAGAUGACCGCAGCGGCAGCCCUGUCUUCAUCUGCAGAGACGAGGAAUGGAACCUCCGUCAAAAUGGCCCCCAUAGCAGCUGCAAACUUGUUCGCCAACACUGCUGGCGCAACAAGGCGGGGGCGCUCACAACCACCAGCAGCUCCAGCUUCUGGCAGUUCCUCACUUGUUACACGACAGCGGGAAGGCACAAUAAAUACCACGAGUGCCGUGAGUAGAAAGGCGAGCCCAAGCACUAUCGGUGGAACCGUCCCAGCGGCUCCCUCGACUCGCACAAACCAGCCAACUCCAAAGCCCUUGAAACCGAAGAAAAAAGCGCCAGUUCCCGUCUCCAACCGAGCCUCAUCGAAGCAGCUCCAGGAGGUGCCAUUAAAAGGCGGAGCUGCUAGAGACAGCGUGAGCGUUGAUGGAGGCAUAUUAUACCCGAGAAAUGUUGUCAGCGCCAGCAAGCUCUCGCAGGAAAGCAACGUGUUGGUUCACGCAGAUGGUGAAGCAGGAGCUGCAGCAGCACCUACUACAACAAGCACAUAUGCAAAGACGACCAAACACGACGAGAAUCAGAUGACUGUGGAACAGCGAAAACAGGAAAUCGCUUCUACGCUGCAACGUUUAAAAGCAAACCAAGUUGUAAUCGGGCAACAGCGUUCUUUCUCUAAGGAGCUGCAGCUUGUUCCGCAGUCGAUGUUAUCCUUGCCAGCGAAACUUGAUCAACCAGCGAAAGCGACAACAGCAACGUCCACCGUUGUUGUACCUCCUACAAAGGAUGUUGCACGACUCAGCUUCCAAAGCUUUCCACUCUCGAGAGGAUCCGGCUUGGGAUCAUAUAAUAGCGCUGCCUCAGCUCGGGCGACUGGUGCCGGCGCAAGCAGGUGAAAUGGUGCAUUCACAUUUUUGAACAAGUUCGUCCGUGACUUCCUAGACAGAAGACCGGUCUACUACAAGCUACUUGUUUUCGACCGCGAUCGUACUGCUUAUAUCUGUCUCCCCCGUGGUCAAUACGGCUAUCAAAGACAAAAUCUUAUGCUUUACAUUUAUAACAUACCCGCUAUUAUACGCGUUCACCGACUGGUCUGGUGCUGCCUCAAAAACAGGCGCUUGUCCGUGUUCGCACCAGCUUCGGAAGUGCUCUCACACUCGCGGCGCAACACUACAUAACAACAUGACGUGUGAGUGGUCAUCUACAGUUGUAUUACUUGCACUCCUGUACUGC